UGUGAGGUGCUAAGCACGAAAUAGCCCCUUCAUCGUUAGGGUCUAGCGUGGUACGGACCCGAGAACGAGAACGAAACCCCUUUUUUCUCAUCGUUAAAUUCAACUCCCAUUCAUCGUUUGUUGCCUUUAUAGGCCAGUUGUCUCUCACCAUGGCAGGCAAUCUGUCAGUGUCCUCUACAGAGGCAAAUCCCUCUGGCAAUCCAGCAUACGAGUCUAGCACGGGGGCUCCUCAACUAGCCAUGCUCGACAUUUUCUUCCCUGGAUUCUCCAUGUUCGCUGGGGCUGUCCAGAAAUACCUGAAAAUCGAUCUUAACUUAUACAUUCCUCUAUUACUUAUUACUGGUGCUUUGACAGUCGUCUGGAAUUACGCUAGCAUUUACUUAUGGGAGCAACUCGAGACUCAUUUCAUGUCCGUUGUCGAUGUUCGCACAGAUGACGAGGUCUACAACAUCAUCAUGAGCUGGGUAGCCCGGCAGAAGUUCUCCCAGGGCGCCCGACGUUUCGUAGUCAACACUAACGUCAACUCUCGAUGCUGGUAUAUUUGGGACUGCGAUGAUGAUGAUGAUGAGGACGAUGAUUAUGAGCGAGAAUCGUCUACUAGGAAAAAGAAGCCUCUGUCAUAUACACCUUCCUUUGGUAGCCACUACUUCUGGUAUCGUGGUCGCUUGCUCUUAUUCCGAAGAUCUGCGAAGGAGCAACAGAAAGGGUGGGCGCUUGUUAGCCAAUGCGAGGAGAUUUCGAUCUCGUGCUUUGGUCGCGACCCGUGGAUCUUGAAGGAGCUCCUCCUGGAAGCUCGCCAGGAGUACAUGAAGAAGGAUGAACACAAGACCCUCAUAUACCGCGGUACACUGAAACCUGGAUCGAUGGAAACCACUUGGCAGCGUUGCAUGGCCCGAGCUAGCCGCCCCUUUUCGACGGUCAUCUUGAACGAAAAGGUUAAGCAAGAGCUGAUUGAUGACGUUACCGACUACCUUGACCCAGCGACACAGCGUUGGUACGCCAAUCGCGGGAUCCCAUACCGACGUGGAUAUCUCUUAUACGGCCCUCCUGGAACUGGUAAAAGCUCACUUAGUCUAGCCCUGGCCGGCUUCUUCAAGAUGCGGAUCUAUAUUGUUAGUCUAAGUUCCAUCACAGCAAAUGAGGAGAAUCUCGCGUCCUUGUUUGCUGAGCUUCCUCGUCGCUGUGUUGUUCUCCUUGAGGAUAUUGAUACGGCUGGUCUCACCCAUACCCGCGAGAAUGAAACUUCUCCACCCCCGCCCCAAGACGCAUCUAACGACAUGGUUCCCGGGCAACUUACUACAGGAAACGGUAAUGCGGAGAAGAACACUCCUGGCGGGAGACUAUCCUUAUCCGGACUACUCAACAUUUUGGACGGCGUAGCGUCUCAGGAAGGUCGAAUUCUAAUCAUGACGACUAAUCACCUGGAGAAAUUGGAUGCUGCUUUGAUUCGGCCCGGACGUGUUGACAUAACUGUGAAAUUCGGUCUGGCGGACGAGGGAAUGAGUGUUUCCAUCUUCCGGGCCAUUUUUGCCCGUCUAGAUGGUGACGAGGAUCCCAACGACGUCGACAAGCAACCCACCGACCCAGAAGUUAGAGCAAAGCUCGAAGAAGAGAAGAAGAAGAUGUUAGCAGUCGAGGAUGCUCGUAUAAGUGCUUUAGCAAAGGAAUUCUCUGCCAAGGUACCGACGCAUGAAUUUAGCCCGGCUGAGCUUCAGGGCUACCUUAUGAAGCACAAGCGCCACCCCCAAAGAGCGGUGGAAAAUGUGGAAGAGUUCAUCGAGCAGACUCGAAAGGAUCACAAGGAGAAGCGACUUAAGGAGGCAGAGGAGAAGCGAAAGGAAGAGGCAAAGAGGAAGGAAGAGCAAGAGAAGAAGGAUGAAGAGAAGGCUAAGAAGGAAGCAGAAGCCCAAAAUAAGGAUACCUCGGAACAAGAUGCAGACAAGGAAGCCACAGAAGAUUCGAAGUCGUCAUCUGAAACAUCGGACGAUAAGAAGGAAUCGUCGGCAGUGGAGAAGAAGGAGAGAUUAGAAGUGAAGACAGAAUCGGGUCAUGUGAAAAAUGAUUCCGGCUAUGUGACACCGGCGAGCGGCGAGCCUUGAUGAAAGGCGCCGCAACAGCGCGUGUCUAGCGGAUGGGGCCGCUAGGUACGGAACCGGUACCGGGGUGUUACUUAUAUACCUAGAUGCUAUCCACGAUAGGUGAUGGAUACCGUAGCGAUAUUAAGUGCCUGCCUAGUAUCUUUGCAUAAUUCGGCGCAUGGGCGGGGUGUGAACAGGCAGUUGCAAUUGGAAUAAACAUGUAGAUAUUCAUUCUAUGCAGCUCUAGCUACGUGGUGUAGCCAAUGCAGUGAGAGGUGAAUUGUUGACUAAGCGGGUUCCAUGGCACUACACAACUUGGUUGACCAGGUUGACGACGAUCGUUGAGAGUGGUCUGAUUUCCGACAUGCGUGAUACGCUGGCUUUUGUAGUUGUUGAGAUAGUUGACCGGGCACCGAGUUUUGACUGCAUGUCGAAUCAACUGCUGAAGUACACGUAUUGGUGUACAUGCUAGAAGCUGAACAGCCUAGGGAGAUAAUCGUGGUUAAGUAGGUUGAAGCAGGUUGAAGCAAGUUGGCUUGGUGCAGUUCUGUAGUAUUGCUUAUUGGAGA
Annulohypoxylon maeteangense is the source of this 2647-nucleotide messenger RNA. Its product is annotated as BCS1 N terminal-domain-containing protein. The record is from RefSeq and is a predicted model, not a curated record. The coding region runs from base 150 to 2099 and encodes 649 amino acids. Gene Ontology annotation, cellular component: mitochondrial inner membrane. The transcript has a single exon. Gene Ontology annotation, biological process: mitochondrial respiratory chain complex III assembly; protein insertion into mitochondrial inner membrane from matrix. NCBI's taxonomy places the organism in Eukaryota, Fungi, Ascomycota, Sordariomycetes, Xylariales, Hypoxylaceae. Gene Ontology annotation, molecular function: ATP hydrolysis activity; ATP binding.